Glycine soja is the source of this 3160-nucleotide messenger RNA. RefSeq lists its product as uncharacterized. Bases 271 to 2751 code for a protein of 826 amino acids. The record is from RefSeq and is a predicted model, not a curated record. Gene Ontology annotation, cellular component: SCF ubiquitin ligase complex. Lineage: Eukaryota; Viridiplantae; Streptophyta; Magnoliopsida; Fabales; Fabaceae. Gene Ontology annotation, biological process: SCF-dependent proteasomal ubiquitin-dependent protein catabolic process. The transcript has 6 exons.
AAGCAAGUGUACGAGACAAGUUUCUAUCCCCUUCCUUCCUCCUCUCUUCUUGCACAAUAAAACCCGCGUCUCUCUCUCUCUCUCUCACUCUUACUCUCACUCACUUUCCCUCCAAAUCUCUUCGUUUUCCCUCCUCACUCUGUUCCGCAUUUCCACCCUCUCUCUCUCUCUCUCUCUCACACACACACACACACACACACACAUUCUCCGUCACUUCACUUCUAUUCCCAAACCCUAUAUAGUCCCUUCUUCUUCAUUGUCCAAAACAAAAUGGUCCAAACCAGAACAACAACCCCUAAGCCCUCGAAACCCGAAGCCAUUCACCCCCUCACCCCCUCCCAAACUCACGAACCUUCUUCCUCCGCCUCCGCCUCUCUACCCCUCCGCCGCCACAGCCUCCGCCUCGCCCCCGCUAGGGUUUCCACCGCCAACCGGAACCCAACCGGCUACCAGCGUGAGGGCUUUCUCAACCUAAGAUCGGGAAAGAAGAUUCUCAAGAGAACAAUGACAAAAGCGGAAAACUCAGUAGAAAAGAAUGAGGACGUGGCAGUGGCGGUUGACGGUAAUGUGGUAACGCCAGAAUCCAAAGCGGAGAACUCAUGCGUCAAUGUCUUCAACAUUAUAGCAGAUGAUUCUGACUCCGACAACGGCCACGAUGCAAUCCCUGAUUUCGCCGUUAGGGUUUCCACUGGCAACCUCAAGCGCAGGAGCGACUCUGCCGGUUCCCAACGUGAGGACUUUCUCUGCUUAAGAUCGAGAAAGAAUUUAGAAGAACAGGGUAAUGAUAAGGCAAAUGAAGAUGACUCAGUGAAGAUAAAUGAUGACGUGGCUGCGGCGGUUGUUGAUUGCGAUGUGAUAACACCGGAAUCCAAAGCGGAAAACUCAGGAUUCAAUUUAAACCUUAUAGCAGUUAACUCUGACUCCGACUCCGCUUUUAGGGUUUCCACCGGCAACCGGAAGCGCAAGAUUCACUCAACCGGUUCCGGAUGCGAGGGUUUUCUCAACAAAAGACCGGGGAAGAAGGCUGUCAAGAGAGCAAUGACAAACGAUUCAGAAGAACAAAGCAAUAAUAACGCAAAUGAUGAUGAUGAUAAUGACGUGGCGGUGGCGGUUGAUGAAAAUGUGAUGAUGCCAGAGAACACUGGUGGUGCAAACGUUGUAGCGGAUAAUAGUGUACCUUUGCGUGUUCGAGAACGUCCUAGAAAUUCCAAUGCAAGAGAGCGUGGUUCCGGUUAUGGGAGGAACGAUUACAUGGAACGCUUCCACGACAUAGCCCGGGAAAACGCGUCGCGGUUUGCUUUCUUUGCACCGGAAGAGGAGGACCAUGACCGGUCACCGCCGGUGGAACCGGAGCGUGACGAAAUCGAGGAUUGGCCCGGUCCUUUCUCCACAGCUAUGAAAAUCAUCAGAGACCGAGGGUCGAAACUGCAAAACGCUGAAGCGAGUUCGCAAGCGAGCUUGUGUGAGUCUAUUAAGUGGGUUCCUAAUGCGAAGAGAGGGAAUGCAGGUGUUAAUGUUUCGGUUCCGUCGUUGCAAGAGAUGUGCCUUAAGAUUCUGGUGAAGAAUGUUGAUGCUAUUGCUUCGCUUGAGAGUGUGCCUGAUGCCCUGAGGCACCGGCUUAGCCAGUUGCUCUGUGACUCGAGGAGAAUUAACGGCCACUUUCUCGAGCUUCUUGUGCGUGGAACGCCCACUGAGAUUCGAUUGAGAGAUUGCUCGUGGUUAACGGAGGAACAGUUUACCGAGUGUUUUCGAACGUGUGACACGGAAAAUUUGGUGGUACUGCAACUUGACCAGUGUGGGCGCUGUUUGCCUGAUUAUGUAGUAGUUUCUACUUUGGCACAGUCGCCAAGGCAUUUAUCUAGUUUAUCUACUCUAUCCCUCAGUGGUGCAUGCCGACUUUCAGAUGGAGGUUUGCGUGCACUUGUUUCUUCUGCUCCGGCACUUAGAUCCAUAAAUCUCAGCCAGUGUUCCCUUCUCACAUCUUCUAGUGUAUAUAUUUUGGCUGAAUCAUUAAAAUCUCUUCUGAAAGAGUUGUACCUUGAUGAUUGCCAAGGCAUUGAUGCUGCACUAAUUGUGCCAGCACUAAUUGAGCUUGAACAUUUAGAAGUGUUGUCAGUAGCUGGCAUUCAAACGGUUUGUGAUGAAUUUGUCAAGAACUACAUUGUUGCUCGUGGACAAAACAUGAAAGAGCUUGUUUUGAAGGACUGUAUAAACUUGACUGAUGCAUCAAUCAAAGCCAUUGUUGAGCACUGUCCAGGAUUAUGUGUGCUUGAUCUUAUGAACCUGCACAAAUUAACAGAUUUAUCUAUAGGACAUCUUGCAAAUGGUUGUCGUGCACUUCAUACACUGAAACUUUGCCGUAACCCAUUCAGUGAUGAAGCAAUUGCUGCAUUUGUGGAGACCACCGGAGGGUCCUUAAAAGAAUUGUCACUUAACAACAUUAAGAAGGUUGGUUACCACACAACCUUAUCACUUGCAAACCAUGCAAAAAAUUUGCAUUCUCUAGAUUUAUCUUGGUGCAGAAAUUUGACAGACAAUGCACUGGGUUUGAUUGUGGAUAGCUGUUUGGCACUGAGGUCACUUAAACUUUUUGGAUGCAGUCAGGUAACAGAUGCUUUUCUCAAUGGCCACUCAAACCUUCAGAUCCAGAUAAUUGGUUUGAAAAUGUCUCCUGUGUUGGAACAUGUCAAAGUGCCAGAUCCUCAUCAAGGUGCUUUGAAUUAUUCAUCAGUCUCCGUAGAUUUGGUAUAAAUUAGGAUCGGAAUCUAAAUUUGUAGCGGCAUUUUGCAUAACUAUGUCUACGAAGAUAUUUCCAGUAAUCCCAGAUCAGACGAAAACCUUCUCUGCUAACAUGGCCUUUAAUUGGAAGGGGUUUUGACUGUUGUCUGAGUUGCCCGUUCUGUGAUGCCUGUUGAAGGAAUCUUAACUGUAUUACAUUUUCCUUUACAAACAUUAAUAUAUGUACUAACUAUUUUUCAGCCUUAAUAUAAAAAGAAAAUAUAUCCAGCCUUACUAUUUUAUCAUCUAUUGUGUACCGAGCAUCAGACUACACCAAAGUAUUUCGUUGUGGCAAUUCAAUUGAUUGCAAUCAAAUUUUCGUAAUGGUAUGUAUUCAGGCAUUCUCUAGUAUUAAUUUAUUUUAGAAUAUGAUACAAGCGAU